AUGUUUUUAAUUGCAGAGAAAUGGAACCAAAAACAAUUUUCAUGUAAACGCUGUAAGAAGAAUUUCAAAACUAAACAAAAUUUGCAAAAUCAUGAAAGAAUCCAUACAGGAGAGAAGCCUUUUAAUUGUGACGAGUGUAAACAGAAGUUUUCACAAAAGUCGCACUUAAUUUUACACUUUCGUGUCCACACUGGAGAAAAGCCUUACAGUUGUGACGAAUGUAAACAGAAGUUUACACAAAAGUCAAACUUAAUUCAACACCUGCGGGUCCACACUGGAGAGAAGCCUUACAGUUGUGACGAGUGUAAACAGAAGUUUACACAAAGAUCAAGCUUAAUUAGACACCUUCGGGUCCACACAGAAGAAAAGCCUUACAGUUGUGACCAAUGUAAACAGAAAUUUGCACGAAAAUCAAGCUUAGUUUCACACCUUCGUGUCCACACUGGAGAAAAGCCUUACAGUUGUGAAGAGUGUAAACAGAAGUUUUCACAAAAGUCAAACUUAAUUCAACACCUGCGGGUCCACACUGGAGAAAAGCCUUACAGUUGUGACGAGUGUAAACAGAAAUUUACACAAAAGUCAAGCUUAAUAUUACACCUUAGAACACACACUGGAGAAAAGCCUUACAGUUGUGACGAGUGUAAACAGAAAUUUACACAAAAAUCAAGCUUAAUUUUACACCUUCGGGUCCACACUGGAGAAAAGCCUUACAGUUGUAAAGAGUGUAAACAGAAGUUUUCACAAAAGUCAAACUUAAUUCAACACCUUCGGGUCCAUACUGGAGAGAAGCCUUACAGUUGUGACGAGUGUAAACAGAAGUUUUCACGAAAGUCACACUUAAUUACACACCUUCGGAUCCACAACAGACGAUAGCCAUAUGAAUACUAAUUAUGUCCAGCGAAAUUCAUUCGAAGCCAAGAUUUAAAAAUAAAUAGAAAUAUUCACACAUGGAAAUUUUGAAGGAAUGUUAUUUUUAAUUUUUAUUGAUGUAGAAUUAUCGAAAGUUGUAAGCAA
This is a messenger RNA of Centruroides sculpturatus (bark scorpion), 1014 nucleotides long. Its product is annotated as gastrula zinc finger protein XlCGF8.2DB-like. Gene Ontology annotation, cellular component: nucleus. The record is from RefSeq and is a predicted model, not a curated record. Lineage: Eukaryota; Metazoa; Arthropoda; Arachnida; Scorpiones; Buthidae. The transcript has a single exon. Gene Ontology annotation, biological process: regulation of transcription by RNA polymerase II; central nervous system development. Gene Ontology annotation, molecular function: RNA polymerase II cis-regulatory region sequence-specific DNA binding; DNA-binding transcription factor activity, RNA polymerase II-specific. The coding region runs from base 1 to 873 and encodes 290 amino acids.